AGCGGAAGUCGGGUCAUGAACUCGACAAACUUGUCAAACCGUGGCACCUCACAGCUGGAGGUGCGCGAGAACCAACGUGGCAAGAUGAGCCCGCUGUCUCCCCGCCGCAUGACAGUGACAGAAGUGGGGGAAUUCCUGCGUGGCCCUCCGGCGGGAUUCUCCGUGGAGACCAUCGGCUCCCACCACCGAGUCCACAGCGACGAUGACACCAACCUGGUGCUGAUCGACGACUUCCAGUUCUGCAGCGGGAAGAUCACUUUCCAGAACUCGCUGGGAAGAAAAGUCAAGAUGCGCAACUUAUGGGAGUAUAGUCGUGUGCGCCAGAGCCUGUUGACCAAGAGGAUCUAUCUGCUUGUGACCGCCUGCAGCCAAACCCCAUCAGUCACCAAGAAAAAACCAAGAGACCUCAGAGCUGGGAUGCAGUAUGUGGUGUCCAUUGACAGCAGCGAGCCUUUUCUGAAGUGGCAGAUGGAGAGAGGCUUGGACCGGACCAUCUCCUCCGUGGCUGGAGAGAGCUACUGGGUGGAUAUUGACAUAGUGGAAGCUCUGGAAACCUGGACAGCUGAACACCCCAUGAGAACCGAGCCUGUCUGGAGGGACGCCUCCUUCACCCUCAAAUAUGAAUCGGACGCCCUGUUUGACUUCCCACACUGGUUCGGUUAUAGCAAACGGACAUUUAAGCUAAGGGUGACAUGAUGCCACUGUUUUUCAUGGGAAUUGGAGCUGAUGCCUUCAAUAAAAGUUGGUGGAAGGAGUUUUUCCAAAGUUGUUCAUGUCAGGAGACUACCUCCCUACCUUUGAGGACUGCCGUUGGGACUAUAGUCCACACCUACUGAUUGUUGGAGGCACCAAUGCGUAACAAGAACAGAAAAAUAACCUCUGGUUGGUAUGAAGAUGGCUAAAACACUUAUUUUUUUGCACAAAUAGAACCAUUUUUACUAGUAAAUUUACAUUCCGUAAUUUUAUUUUUUUUUACAAUUCAUGGGUGUAAAUUAUUAAUAAAAUGCUUGCACAUUU
Molecule: messenger RNA, 1017 nt
Organism: Oryzias latipes (Japanese medaka)
Lineage: Eukaryota; Metazoa; Chordata; Actinopteri; Beloniformes; Adrianichthyidae
Gene: medag
Product: mesenteric estrogen dependent adipogenesis
Cellular component (GO): cytoplasm
Source: RefSeq, a predicted model, not a curated record